AUGAAUAGAGUGGUAUUGUUGGUCGGUAAAUCCACUUUCUUCCAAUCUGUCACCAGAUGUCCUCUUGGUAACCCCGCCAACUACCCAUUCGCUACCAUCGAACCUGAAGAAGCUCGUGUCAUUGUUCCUUCUCCCCGUUUCGACGCUUUGUGCCAAAAGUACAAGCCAGCCUCUGAGGUUCCUGCCCAUAUCACCGUUUUCGAUAUUGCCGGUUUGACCAAGGGUGCUUCUAAGGGUGAGGGUCUUGGUAACGCUUUCUUGUCCAACAUUCGUGCUGUCGAUGCUAUUUACCAAGUUGUCAGAUGUUUUGAUGAUGCCGAAAUUAUCCACAUUGAGGGAGAUGUCAACCCCACUCGUGAUUUGCAAAUUAUUCUUGAUGAGUUGCGUUUGAAGGAUAUCGAGUUCGCUCAAAGACACCGCGAAACUGUUGAGAAGGUCACCAAGCGUGGUGGUCAAUCUCUUGAAGUCAAGGCCAAGAAGAUGGAGUUGGAGACUGUUGACAAGAUCAUUAAGUACCUUGAAGAUGGUAAGAGAAUUGCCAACGGUACUUGGACUACUAAGGAAGUCGAGAUCAUCAACAGCAUGCUUCUCUUAACAGCCAAGCCUGCCAUUUACUUGGUUAACUUGUCUGAGCGUGAUUAUAUUCGUAAAAAGAACAAGUUCUUGCCUGCUAUCAAGGAAUGGAUUGAUAACAAUUCUCCUGGCGAUAUCAUUAUUCCUAUCUCUGUUUCUCUUGAGGAGAGAUUGUCUCAGAUGGAGACUGACGAGGAGCGUGAGGAAGAGCUCAAGAAUUUGGGCACCCAAUCUGCCUUGCCCAAGAUUGUUACUACUAUGAGAAAGGCACUUAACCUUAUUUCUUUCUUCACCUGUGGUGCUGAUGAGGUCAGGGAAUGGACUAUUAGACAAGGUACCAAGGCUCCUCAAGCUGCUGGUGUUAUCCAUAAUGAUUUGAUGGACACAUUUAUUCUUGCUCAAGUGACAAAGUACGAGGAUUUGAUCGAGCUUGGUGAUGAUGCUGCUGUCAAGGCUGCUGGUAAGUUACACCAAAAGGGUAAAGACUAUGUUGUCGAGGAUGGUGACAUCAUCUACUUCAGAGCUGGUGCUGGUAAAAAUUAG
Messenger RNA from Sugiyamaella lignohabitans, 1116 nucleotides. It is a transcript of the gene OLA1, whose product is annotated as Ola1p. Lineage: Eukaryota; Fungi; Ascomycota; Dipodascomycetes; Dipodascales; Trichomonascaceae. Gene Ontology annotation, molecular function: ATP hydrolysis activity; GTP binding; ATP binding. The coding region runs from base 1 to 1116 and encodes 371 amino acids. Gene Ontology annotation, cellular component: cytoplasm. The record is from RefSeq and is a predicted model, not a curated record. The transcript has 2 exons.